Meyerozyma guilliermondii ATCC 6260 is the source of this 1236-nucleotide messenger RNA. It is a transcript of the gene RTT109, whose product is annotated as H3 histone acetyltransferase. The transcript has a single exon. The coding region runs from base 1 to 1236 and encodes 411 amino acids. Gene Ontology annotation, molecular function: histone H3K56 acetyltransferase activity. Gene Ontology annotation, cellular component: nucleus. The record is from RefSeq and is a predicted model, not a curated record. Gene Ontology annotation, biological process: DNA damage response. Lineage: Eukaryota; Fungi; Ascomycota; Pichiomycetes; Serinales; Debaryomycetaceae.
AUGACUUUGGGUGAGGCAUUGGCUCCAUAUCUACCCAAGGACACCAAAUUCAAGGCAUUGCAUGUGUACACGGUGACAUACGAAACAAAGGAUUUCAUCUGUGUAAGAACAAAGAACCCAGAAAAACCACAGACCUUCAAGAAUAAGCAUUUUUUAGCUUUGGUUGACUCAGAUCAACAGAUAAUUCUCGGAUUGGAGCUUUAUGUGUACCUUAUAUGCACCAAUGACUCUACAAUCAACCAUAUAUUUGUAUCGAAAGCAGAUACUACAGGUUUGUCAAAGCACAAAGUAAAAGUGGCCGAUAUAGUUCGGACUAUGAUAAGUUACGUUGACAACAUCGAUAUCAAAGAACACACCAAACAUGUUGAACGCAAGAGAAAGGCAAUUGAAACACACAGCAGUGCUGAAGGGUCCCCAGUAGUAGCGGCAGUGAGGUCUUUGGUUGACAAAUUGCGUUCUGAACCAUCAUUUUACCGGACGUUGGUCCAUGAUCAAAGCAGCGAAAAAACUCCAAUAUGCGUCUCCAAUAAUGUAAUUCACCGCAUAUCGCUAUUUACCAGAUCCUCAGAGCAGUAUCUUUUUCCAGAGUCGUCAGAGAACAAAAAUAAGCAUAUCAUCAACGGGAACCAAUUGUUGGAAUGGUGGAUAGGUAUCUUGGAUGGAAUAGCAGUCCAGAGAAAAUGGCAGUGUUAUGUCACCAUACCAGGUUCUGACUCCGAGUCUAUGAAAAAGUACAUUUCGAAGGUCAAUGGGUCGUGGACUCUAGGUUCUAUCUUUGACGAGAACGAAAAUUCACCUGCCAUAUAUACUAUUCCCUUGUUGCCUGACGAUCCCAAGGGCCGCUUUCUAGAACACUUGGUGGUAGAAGGACGCCAUAAGACCGUUAGCACCAAAGACUUUUGGGAAGAACUAGGGUUUCGCCAGGAGUUCCGUAUAGGCAAUGUUGUGGGUAUUUUAGGAUGUGAACUGUCUUUGGACACCAAGCAGGGUUCCAACAUGUUACCAAAGCCAGUGAAAAGAGCACAGUACCGUCAAGUGAUCAAAGCAAUCAAAAGAGCUGAUUUUAGUGACAGUGAAGAUGUUAGAUCGUUGGUUGAAAGAGAGAUACCAAAUUUGAUUGGUGAUGUAUAUGAAGAUGUUAUUGGGACACAAGAUACUAAACACCCUAAAAUAGAAAAGAGGCUGGCUCCAGUGGUGAACAAUAUAACUGGGCUUGUGAAACGCAAAAAGCAAUGA